This is a messenger RNA of Tachysurus vachellii, 1834 nucleotides long. RefSeq lists its product as uncharacterized. The transcript is spliced from 5 exons. Lineage: Eukaryota; Metazoa; Chordata; Actinopteri; Siluriformes; Bagridae. The coding region runs from base 257 to 970 and encodes 237 amino acids. The record is from RefSeq and is a predicted model, not a curated record. Gene Ontology annotation, molecular function: GTP binding; GTPase activity.
UUGGUUUCGGUUUCUGUGCCUUACAGUGUUGUACUGUGUUUAUGUUAGAGUUUUUCCAUCAUGUUACUAAAAGGCAAUAAGGACUCUGGAGCUGCAGUAUUGUGAGUGUAACGCUUUGUUAGCCUUUUGUUUUUAACAUACAAGCACACCGUGUAUGAUAGAAAUGUUUUAAGGAAGAAUUUAUUGCAUAAUUCAUGAGCAGUUCUGUUCUAACUGUGGGUGUCUGUGAAAUUAGAAAACAUUGCAGUAUGGUGUUAUGUUCCUCACUUGUUAUUGUUUUGUGUGUGUUUGGUGUGUUAGCAUAAGAAUUAGCUGCCAAAGGCUUGUUUGCAUUUGUGUUAUGGUUUCUCUUAGCGACUACCUAUUCAAGCUGCUGCUAAUCGGAGACUCUGGUGUGGGGAAGUCAUGUCUGCUGUUGCGGUUUGCUGAUGACACCUAUACUGAAAGCUACAUCAGCACAAUAGGAGUUGACUUCAAAAUCAGGACUAUUGAAAUGGACAGCAAGAUAGUUAAACUGCAAAUUUGGGAUACAGCUGGUCAGGAGCGAUUUCGCACUAUUACCUCUAGCUAUUACAGAGGUGCCCAUGGUAUUAUCAUUGUAUAUGAUGUUACUGAUCAGGAAUCCUUCAACAACAUAAAGCAAUGGUUGGAGGAGAUUGAUCGCUAUGCAUGUGAAAAUGUCUCAAAGUUGUUGGUGGGGAACAAAAGUGAUUUAACUUCAAAAAAAGUGGUGGACUUCACUAUAGCAAAGGAAUUUGCUGAGACUCUUAAAAUGCCAUUCUUGGAGACAAGUGCAAAGAAUGCAAGCAAUGUGGAGAAGGCGUUUUUAACGAUGGCCUCUGAAAUCCAGAAGCGGGUUGUGGAAGACAACGUUCAGAACGAAACUGUCAAAGUGGGAAAAAUCAAUAGUGCUCCAUUGUGGCAUGGAGCACAGAAAGCAACGGCUGAGGAAGUCAACACCUGCUGUUAGUGCUAACAGACUUAUCACUGAGUAUGUUUAUGGCAUUUGGAUAUUUAAAAAGAAUAAUUUGACAAAAAGACUAAUUUCACAGAUUAUAUUGAUGUCUUAAGUUGGUUUAUGAAUGAAUAUGCUACAAAAACCUGUUGUACUGUGUUGUGUAUUGUUGUAAAGGAUUUAAUGUCAGAUUAAAUGAGUAUGGUAACAAUGGCAGUUCAAUGAUGGACACAGUUAUUUAGCAAACGCAUUAAUUUAAAGAGUGAAAUAUUCAUUUAUUGCUCAUAAAUUAUAGCUAUAACACAGUAUAAUAUUAAAAAGAAAGCCCAAGUUAGAUUAUUCUAAAUGAUUAUCUAUUUAUCUUUUGGAUAUAUAUGUAGCCCCUGAUUCUAUAUCCCUUGAAACGUCUUAAACUGCCAGGACAGUAGGUCCAGAUUUCGGUUCAUAAUGCUCAUAAAUACAUGUAUUUUCUAUACAUUGUACACUGUAGUCAUUAAUGAGUAUGUUUUAUUUAUGAAACUGCAAAGAACUGAAUAAGCAGGGACUUUAUAUAAGAUAUUGUGUUUUUGUCUGCUAAUGGUUUUUAUAAUGCAUAUAAAUGUUUGGUCAGGGUAAAAUAACAUUCAUCAGAAUGUCAACCAAACAGAACAAUUGCACAACUUUAAAAAGAACAAGAUGGACCUCUGUUCAUAUGGGCCACUGACAGUUUGACUAGAUGAAUUAUAAAUGAAUAUCAGGCCUUAAAUUUUGAUUAAUAAAAUAAAAAAAUGCUUUGGAACAAUAUACAUUUUUAAUAUUCAAAAGAUUAUGUUAUGUGGAGAUACAUGAGCAGAUUAUUUUUUUUGUUUUUAUUUGAUAGCCCAAAAAUUAUAAUAAAAA